Messenger RNA from Hypanus sabinus (Atlantic stingray), 1281 nucleotides. It is a transcript of the gene gpr151, whose product is annotated as G protein-coupled receptor 151. Gene Ontology annotation, cellular component: membrane. Gene Ontology annotation, molecular function: G protein-coupled receptor activity. NCBI's taxonomy places the organism in Eukaryota, Metazoa, Chordata, Chondrichthyes, Myliobatiformes, Dasyatidae. The transcript has a single exon. Gene Ontology annotation, biological process: G protein-coupled receptor signaling pathway. The record is from RefSeq and is a predicted model, not a curated record. The coding region runs from base 1 to 1281 and encodes 426 amino acids.
AUGGAGAAACUUUUACUUCAACUGAAUAAUUCCAACGUCCAUAAUAGUAGCAAUGAGGACACCCAACUGGACGGAGGAUAUCAAAACACCGAUCCCAAACAGUUGAACAUAGUGAUCCCGCUGAUUUUAGCCGCUAUCUGUUUGGUCGGUUUUGGUGGAAAUGUCCUAAUUAUUGCAGUUUUGGUCACGAAUGCAAGGAAAGGUCGAACUUCGAUGAUAAAUUCGUUAAUACUCAAUAUGAGCGUAGCUGACCUCUUUAUUAUGUUGUUCUGCGUCCCUUUCAGGGCCAUUGCUUACUCCAAGCCUUUCUGGACUCUCGGCUGGUUCAUUUGCAAGACGGCAGAUUGGUUUUUCCAGAGCUGCUUGGCCGCAAAAAGUUUCACCUUAGCUGUGCUGGCUAAAGCUUGCUUCAUGUACGUGUCGCAUCCGUCCAAACAAGUCCAAAUCAAGCAUCGGAGAGUGGCCCUGGUCAUCACCUCUAUCUGGGCGCUGGCGUUUAUACUCUCGGUACCGCACUGGCUCUUUGUAACUAUCAGCCAUGAAUCUGAGGAGAUGAUGUGCAUUCUUGACUGGCCUGAAAUUGCGUCCAAUUUUCUGGCAAUUUUUACAAAGUUGUAUCCUAUGUUGGUUUACUGUCUUCCUGUGGCUUGUACUUUCACUUAUCACUGGAAAGCUUUCAGAAAGUGCAAACGACGAGGAGCCAAAAAUCAGAGCUUGCGGUAUCAGAUCAGAGGGCGGCGACUGACCGCUAUGCUCUUUGGAGUCAGCUUGGCCUUCGCUGCCAUGUGCGUCCCUGAGUGGCUGCUGUGGCUUUGGAUCCGACACAUCCAGAAGGACGACCCCUCGCCACCCGCAGCUUUCAUCGUGUUCUCGCACGUCCUGGUCUUCAGCAUCUCUCCGGUCAACCCACUUAUCUUCGUCUCGAUGUCUGAAGAGUUCAAAGAAGGUUUCACCGGUCUGUGGAAAAGGCUUAUCUCCAGCAAGCCACGGACAUCUCCGAGUCUCUCCGGUAGCCAACCCCAGGAGACCAGGUCAGAGAGUGUUCCGGAAAACCGACAAAAGUGCCAGAAGGAGAAAGCUGUUCAAGUUCCAGACCAUGAAGCCGCUCAAGAAAAUACAGAGAGCCCCACGAAUAAAACGGCCAACAUCGUCCUGUCCGAUAUGGAACAGUUUUGGCAUGACAGACAAAACGCGGCGGCCAGUGUGGAAGAAGACCCAGUUCCCUGGGAACAUCAGAGUGGAGCAGACCCUCCACUCCCUGAGGCCGGUAGAAAGAUGUGA